GGAGAAAGACGCCAUUAAAACGAAACGAAACGAAGUUAGCGCGCAUGUGUGUGUUGCAUGGUGUGGCUGACUUUUCGGACGAAAAAUGGCGACUCGUCUGCUAAGAAUUAACUCCGCUCUGCGGAAAUACGCGGACAAGAAUGGAUUUUUCCAGAUUUCUAAGCAGUGGAGAUCAACUGCCGCAGCAUCAUCUCUCAAGGAGGCACUUAUUAAUCAACCACCAACCAAAACCACAACAUUAGAUAAUGGUAUGAGAAUUGCCACCGAAGACAGUGGUGCAGCAACAGCCACUGUUGGUCUUUGGAUUGAUGCUGGUAGUCGAUAUGAAACUGAUGAAAACAAUGGAGUUGCUCACUUCAUGGAGCACAUGGCUUUCAAAGGUACAGCAAAGAGAUCACAAACUGAUCUUGAGCUGGAAAUUGAAAACAUGGGUGCUCACUUGAAUGCUUACACCAGUCGAGAGCAAACUGUCUUCUAUGCCAAAUGUUUAGCUCAAGAUGUUCCUAAGGCUGUUGAAAUUCUUAGUGAUAUAAUCCAAAAUUCAAAAUUAGGGGAAAAUGAAAUUGAAAGAGAACGUGGGGUGAUUUUGAGAGAAAUGCAAGAAGUAGAAACAAAUUUACAAGAGGUUGUAUUUGAUCAUUUGCACUCUGUUGCUUACCAAGGAACUCCUUUAGGAAGAACCAUUCUUGGACCUACUGAAAACAUCAAAUCCAUUAAUAGGAAUGAUCUUGUCAACUAUGUCAAGAAUAACUAUGGCCCACCAAGGUUUGUUCUUGCUGGAGCUGGCGGUGUAGAUCACCAACAGCUCGUUCAGCUAGCUGAACAACACUUUGGUCAAAUGAAAGGACCCAUAUACGACAAAAUUCCCGAUCUUGAUCUUCCCUGCCGUUACACAGGGUCCGAAAUCCGUGUUCGUGAUGACUCGAUGCCUCUUGCACACGUGGCAAUCGCUGUUGAAGGUGCCGGUUGGAAAGAAGCCGAUAACAUUCCCUUAAUGGUUGCAAAUACCUUGAUGGGUGCUUGGGAUCGUAGUCAGGGUGGCGGUUCCAACACCGCAACAAAUUUGGCGAGAAUCGCUGCAUCUGGUGAAUUAUGCCACAGUUUCCAGAGCUUCAACACAUGUUACAAGGAUACUGGUUUGUGGGGAGUUUACUUUAUCUGCGAGCCCAUGCAAAUCGAAGACAUGGUAUGGAACAUUCAACAAGAAUGGAUGAAGAUUUGCACAAACCUUCGUGAAAAAGAUGUAGAUAGGGCAAAGAAUAUUCUUAAGACAAACAUGCUUCUGCAGUUGGAUGGAACUACCGCUGUAUGUGAAGAUAUCGGCAGGCAAAUGCUUUGCUACAACCGUAGAAUUCCUCUUCAUGAACUCGAGGCCAGAAUAGAAAGUAUCACAGCUAAAACUGUACAGGAUGCUGGCAUGAAAUACAUCUACGAUCGCUGCCCAGUCAUAGCUGCAGUUGGUCCGGUUGAAAAUUUGACUGACUACAACAUGAUCCGUGGUGCUAUGUACUGGAUUAGAUAUUAAAUUCCUUUCGCCUACAACCAGUCGAACUAUUAUUAUUUUAUAGAUAAUAUGAUUUGCGACCUUGAUUAAUUAAAGUACGUGUAAGAUAUGUUGACAUCCUUGAAAGUACUGCUACGAUGAUAUGCAUGUACAAUAUCAGUAUGGAAAUAAAAAAAAUAAUUUCAUUUUUUUCACUGUUAUUAUUCUUGUAAAUAAAUUGAAUUACAUUAAAUGAGAUUUCAAGUUCACCACAAUG
Messenger RNA from Phymastichus coffea, 1760 nucleotides. It is a transcript of the gene UQCR-C1, whose product is annotated as mitochondrial-processing peptidase subunit beta. Gene Ontology annotation, molecular function: metal ion binding; metalloendopeptidase activity. Gene Ontology annotation, cellular component: mitochondrion. The record is from RefSeq and is a predicted model, not a curated record. The transcript has 7 exons. NCBI's taxonomy places the organism in Eukaryota, Metazoa, Arthropoda, Insecta, Hymenoptera, Eulophidae. Bases 86 to 1525 code for a protein of 479 amino acids.